Molecule: messenger RNA, 538 nt
Organism: Echinops telfairi (small Madagascar hedgehog)
Lineage: Eukaryota; Metazoa; Chordata; Mammalia; Afrosoricida; Tenrecidae
Product: 40S ribosomal protein S11
Exons: 1
Coding region: 21-497 (158 amino acids)
Biological process (GO): translation
Cellular component (GO): ribosome; cytosolic small ribosomal subunit
Molecular function (GO): structural constituent of ribosome
Source: RefSeq, a predicted model, not a curated record
UUUUCCAGGCGGCCGGGAAGAUGGCGGACAUUCAGACAGAACGUGCCUACCAAAAGCAGCCGACCAUCUUCCAAAACAAGAAGAGGGUCCUUUUGGGGGAAACUGGCAAGGAGAAGCUCCCCCGUUACUACAAAAACAUUGGCCUGGGCUUCAAGACGCCCAAGGAGGCCAUUGAGGGCACCUACAUUGACAAGAAAUGCCCCUUCACCGGCAACGUCUCUAUCCGAGGGCGGAUUCUGUCUGGCGUGGUGACCAAGAUGAAAAUGCAAAGGACCAUUGUCAUCCGCCGGGACUACCUGCACUACAUCCGCAAGUACAACCGCUUUGAGAAGUGCCACAAGAACAUGUCCGUGCGCCUGUCCCCCUGCUUCAGGGACGUCCAGAUCGGCGACAUCGUCACGGUGGGCGAGUGCCGGCCCCUGAGCAAGACCGUGCGCUUCAACGUGCUCAAGGUCACCAAGGCUGCGGGCACCAAGAAGCAGUUCCAGAAGUUCUGAGCCGCCAGCCUCCCAGGGAAAUAAAGUUAUUUUUGGUCUCA